UUUACAUAUUCUACGUUAAAUAACCCCCUCUGACCAGUCACAGCUGCAUAUGGGCACAAAUACAACAACUGCAUGAGUCAUUUACAACAGGAAAACAGCUGCAUUUGGUCAAAUAUCAUAAAAAUGUCAAUGAUCACAACUCUGCUUCAAAAUAAAGGGCCGAUGUGUGGUUUUAUGGUAGUGAGAUAAAAUAAUGUGGAUUUGGUGGAUGUCGGUGUUCAGAGUUUUAAAGUUGGGGUUAGGUGAACAAGUGAAUCCAUGAAAUGAAUGAAUGAGAUAAAACAGUAAAUUAGAUGAGAGCAGCAGCCAGCAGAGCCCAGAGGAGCGACAGCUCUGACAGUAGCUUUGACUUCCUGUUUGGUUUUCCUGUUUGGUUUUUCUAAUUUAAUCUCGUUGAGGUGUCAUUUGUUCUGGCGAACCUACAGAAGAGCAGCGACGCUUUCACGACUGAGUGUUUCCAUGAUGAGCUCCAUAAAAGGUGAAGCUGCUGCCUCUCAGCAUGAAAAACCAAACAGGAAGUCAAAUCUGCUUCUCGGGGCUCUGCUGGCUGCUGCUCUCAUCAUUAUCUACAGACUCGCUUUUGAUAAAAUUAGAACCAACAAAACUCUCCAAACCCUGAAGGAGGACAAUAAGGUUCUAAGUGAGGAGAAUGAAGUUCUGAGAAAACACAUCUCAGAUCACGUUUGUCUGAAGUCGGACAGAAACUGGGAGAAACAUGGAGACAAGUGUUAUUAUUUCAAUGACCUUUACUUACGCUGGAAAGGGAGCAGAAGUUUCUGUGAGGAUCUGGGAGCAGACCUGGUGAAGAUCGACAGCAGAGAGGAGCAGGAGUUCCUGGUGGAGAAAGUGAAAAACUUUGUGAUGGAUGACAUUUGGGAAGGUUUCUGGAUCGGACUGACAGACUCAGAGGUAGAAGGCAACUGGACCUGGGUGGACGGAUCUCCACUGGACAGCAGAAUGAAGUUUUGGUCAGAAGGAGAGCCUGAUGACUAUAAAGCAUACAGUGCAUCUGGAGAGGACUGUGUGACGAUUGUGAAGGGAGAAGCUGAAGAUCUGAACUCCUGGACUGAUUACACCUGUAGCGUUGCUCGUAAAAGUAUCUGUGAGAAACCAGCAGGAACUGGACUGAGUUCAUCUGUUUGUGGCUGAAGUUCAGUUCAGUCUCUGGAACAACCUGAGUCCAGGAUCCAGGAGGAGCAGAGAUGAUGUUUGUAGAAAGUUCAUCUCACUAAAUCAUCUGAUUUGUACCAUUUUAAUGUAAACGUAGUUAAGUUUUUCUGACUGUACUAAAAAAAACAAUCUAUUGAAUGAAAAGUUUAAAUUUUAUAAACUCAUGUUUGCUUUUUAAAUAAAAAAAAUCCAAAUAAUGUGAUUUGAUAAAAUGUUGUUGAUCUAAUACAUGUGAGAUGAUUUAACUGAAGUGUUUCAUCAGAAGAAACGUUCUCAUCAAAAAGCUCAAAAUGAACGUUUUCAUAGAAAAAUCGAAACCCAACCAGAAGUAAGAGUUUCAUGUAUAAUGUGUGUGUGUGGGAUGUCAAAGUUGUGUGAUCAAAGACU
This is a messenger RNA of Nothobranchius furzeri (turquoise killifish), 1557 nucleotides long. RefSeq names its product C-type lectin domain family 4 member E. NCBI's taxonomy places the organism in Eukaryota, Metazoa, Chordata, Actinopteri, Cyprinodontiformes, Nothobranchiidae. The record is from RefSeq and is a predicted model, not a curated record.